This is a messenger RNA of Helianthus annuus (common sunflower), 3820 nucleotides long. Its product is annotated as translation initiation factor IF-2, chloroplastic. The record is from RefSeq and is a predicted model, not a curated record. NCBI's taxonomy places the organism in Eukaryota, Viridiplantae, Streptophyta, Magnoliopsida, Asterales, Asteraceae. Gene Ontology annotation, biological process: translational initiation. Gene Ontology annotation, molecular function: translation initiation factor activity; GTPase activity; GTP binding. The transcript is spliced from 12 exons. The coding region runs from base 372 to 3365 and encodes 997 amino acids.
UCAUUUGAUAAGAGGCAUAGAAUCAGCCACACACACAGACACCAACACUCUUGGGUUCUUUCCUCUACAACCACACGGUUUGCAUACUCACACCCUUUCUUCCACCCUCCACACACACACUUCCGCCUCUUCUAACUAUAUCCAAUCCAAUCCAAUCCAACCACCCAAUUUUCACAGGUAAAAAUCUCAUCUUUUCUUGUGGGGUUUCAAAUUUUCCCAAAAAUAUCAUCAAAACCUUGUUGUUUGGGUUUUAAUUGACCCAUUUGUGUAAUUUGGGGCUCAAAUUGGAGUCACUUGAGUGAAUUUAGCGUUGUUGGAUUAUCGCACACCAGGUGUUUGAUGAAUUGCCUCUGUGGAUGAGAAGGUAAAUUAUGGCUUCUUUUGCUUCCUUAGUGGGGUUGGGAAGUACCUGCACUUGUUCUUCUGGUCAAUUAGAAGGAACCCGGUUAUCGAUUAGGCGAGUUUAUUUUCCCAGUAGCUCUUGUGGGUAUCAUAGCUUGUUGGUUGGGAAAAGGUGGAGGUAUGUUUCGAUAUGUAAAUAUUCGGUUACUACUAAUUUUAUAGCUGAUCAAGGGACUUCAGGGUCAGUUAAUGCCAAUGGUAAAAGUAGCAAUGGGGAUGGUUCUGAUCUCUUACUUAAGCCGGCUCCAAGGCCGGUUUUGAAACCGCCCGAAACUAAAGUUUCAGGCUCGAGUAGUUCAAAGGUAGGUGAACAAGAGAGGAAUAAGGUGAUUGAGUCAUUGGGUGAGGUGUUAGAGAAAGCUGAGAAGUUAGAAACAAACAAGAACACGGAAAUCCCGAAUAGGAAACCGCCAUCAUCGUCGUCGUCGUCGUCGUCAAAUGUUAACAAUGGAAAUCGGGCUAAUUCGGCACCUGCUGGAAAGGCUAAAACGCUUAAAAGCGUGUGGCGAAAAGGGAAUCCGAUUGCGACCGUAGAAAAGGUUGUGAAAGACGCUACAAAGACCGAGAAAAUCCCGAGUGAGACGGUUAAAUCGGAGGUAACCGCGAGUGUCGAAAAUCAAACAGUUGCUCCGAUAAGACCACCGCAACCACCUCAAAGAGUUCAACCGCAGUUACAAUCAAAACCGUCUGCUACCCCACCGGUAAAACGAUCGCCCGUAUUGAAAGAUUUAGGAGCUGCCCCAAAGCCCGCUGUUACCGACGAAGACGAUUCCGGUACAAAAACGAAAGAGAGAAGCGGGCCAAUUCUGAUCGAUAAAUUCGCAUCUAAAAGGCCAGCAGUUGACCCGAUGAUCGCUCAAGCGGUUUUAGCACCACCUAAACCCGGAAAGGCCCCGGCUCCUGGAAAAUUUAAAGACGAUUUCCGAAAGAAAAGUGGUGCAGCGGCGCGUAGGCCGAAAGCUAAAGACGACGAUGAAAUUCACGAUGACGAGACGUCCGAGCUUAACGUUGCGAUCCCGGGUGCGAAAAAGGGUAGAAAGUGGAGUAAAGCGAGUAGGAAAGCGGUUAGAAUGCGGUUAGCGCGUGAGGCUGAGCCCGUUAAGGUUGAACUCAUGGAAGUUGAUGAAGACGGUAUGUUACUCGAUGAAUUAGCGUAUAAUCUGGCGGUUAGUGAAGGUGAGAUUCUCGGCCAUCUUUACGCAAAGGGUAUUAAGCCUGACGGGGUGCAAAAAUUGGAUAAAGAAAUGGUGAAGAUGAUAUGUAGAGAGUAUGAUGUAGAAGUUAUUGAUGUGGGUCCGGCUAAAAUAGAGGAAAUGGCGAAAAAGAAAGAGAUUUUGGAUGAAGACGAUCUUGAUAAUUUACAAGAUCGACCACCUGUUCUCACUAUCAUGGGUCAUGUUGAUCACGGAAAAACAACGCUUUUGGAUUAUAUCCGGAAAAGCAAGGUGGCAGCUUCUGAAGCUGGCGGGAUUACACAAGGAAUCGGGGCGUAUAAAGUUCAAGUGCCUAUUGACGGUACAAUGCGACCAUGUGUUUUCCUAGACACUCCUGGACAUGAGGCUUUUGGUGCAAUGAGAGCUCGUGGAGCAAGGGUCACAGAUAUCGCAAUUAUUGUAGUGGCUGCGGAUGACGGGAUACGUCCUCAAACAACCGAGGCGAUAGCGCACGCGAGAUCAGCCGGGGUGCCGAUAAUAGUUGCUAUUAACAAGAUAGAUAAGGAGGGAGCUUCAGAUCGAAUAAUGCAAGUUAUGCAGGAGCUUUCAUCAAAUGGUUGUCAACCGGAAGAUUGGGGUGGCGACGUACCUAUGGUUCAGAUCAGUGCUCUUACUGGCCAGAAUGUCGAUGAUUUGUUAGAAACCACCAUGCUUGUUGCAGAGCUGCAAGAAUUGAAGGCUAAUCCCGAUAGAAACGCGAAGGGUACCGUAAUUGAAGCAGGUCUUGACAAAGCAAAAGGACCCGUGGCUACUUUUAUCGUGCAAAAGGGCACGCUUAAAAAAGGAGAUGUAGUUGUCUGCGGUGAAGCCUUUGGAAAGGUCCGAGCUUUAUUUGAUGAUGCGGGAAAGCGAGUUGAUGAUGCGGGGCCAUCAAUACCAGUACAGGUGAUCGGAUUAAACAAUGUCCCAUUUGCUGGUGAUGAAUUCGAGGUGGUUGACUCACUUGAUAUUGCACGAGAGCGGGCAGAGAAACGCGCGAUAUCAUUACGGGAUGAACGUAUAUUGGCCAAAGCUGGAGACGGUAGAAUUACGCUUUCGUCCUUCGCUUCUGCUGUUACAACGGGCAAGAAUUCAGGAUUAGAUCUACACCAACUGAACAUUAUUCUGAAGGUCGACCUUCAGGGAUCAAUCGAAGCUGUGAAACAAGCCUUACAGAAGCUACCACAAGAUAAUGUCACUUUGAAAUUUAUUUUACAAGCAACUGGUGAUGUGAGUACUAGUGAUGUUGACCUGGCGGUUGCGAGUAAAGCUAUUACUUUUGGGUUUAACGUUAAAGCACCGGGUUCGGUUAAAAGCUAUGCUGACAGUAAAGGCGUUGAAAUACGGAUUUAUAAAGUUAUAUAUGAUCUUCUAGAUGAUGUGCGAGCCGCAAUGGAGGGAUUGCUUGACCCUGUUGAGGAUCAAGUGCCAAUAGGUUCUGUAGAUGUUCGGGCGGUGUUUAGCAGCGGAAGUGGGCGGAUUGCCGGAUGUAUGGUGACCGAUGGAAAAGUAACAAAAGAUUGUGGAGUUAGGGUUCUGAGGAAAGGAAAGUCGGUUUUUGUUGGCGUUCUUGAUUCUUUGAGACGGAUCAAGGAAGAUGUGAAAGAGGUGAAUGCGGGACUAGAGUGUGGAAUCGGGGUUGAUGACUUCAACGAAUGGGAAGAAGGUGAUGUAAUCGAAGCGUUUAAUACUAUUCAAAAAAGACGAACGCUUGAAGAAGCAUCGAGUACAAUGACAGCCGCGUUUAAAGAAGCUGGAAUCGAGAUAUAAUACCAAUAAAACAUAAAACAUUAAAAUCCCACUGUUCAUCCUAUGAUUAUUUCUUACGACAAAAGUCCAAUACAAGAUUCUCAACAACCGAACAUUUUAGCAUGAGUCAUACGAUCAACUUGUCAGCGUUUUCAGGCAGAAAUUAUGGGCUUUCAGAAAAGGUUGGUUUAGUUUGUAUUCUAAGUUCAAUCAUACUUGUAUGCUACUACAUUGUACAUAGAAAUAGAAUAUGAGCUUGUAAAAAGGGCAAAAUCGACAUUUUAUAUAGUCUAAAAGCUCGAGUUUGAAAGUUGUAACGUUAGCAGGAAAGGAGAGAGGUUGUAGGGGAAAAGAUUUGUCCGAUGCUUCAUGUUUGUGGAUCAAAUGUUUUGAUCUUGUUGUAUUGCUCUUUGUUGUCACAUGGAUGAAUGUUGAAACCUUAUUCUUUGCCGGUGAAUACAUUUGUGGUUAUCAUA